This is a messenger RNA of Guillardia theta CCMP2712, 240 nucleotides long. RefSeq lists its product as hypothetical. Gene Ontology annotation, biological process: protein ubiquitination. The record is from RefSeq and is a predicted model, not a curated record. Gene Ontology annotation, molecular function: ubiquitin-protein transferase activity. Lineage: Eukaryota; Cryptophyceae; Pyrenomonadales; Geminigeraceae. The transcript has a single exon. The annotation marks the transcript as partial.
AUGCGCGUGAUCCUGAACAGGAAGGAGAUCGAGUUCGAUCUGAGCGAUUUCAUCUGUCCCAUCACGGGGGACCUGAUGAGCGACCCGGUCAUGGACAGGCAGGGGCACACGUACGAGCGCAAGGCCAUCGAGCAAUGGCUGGAGCGAAGUUGCAACUCACCGAUGACUCGCUAUCCUCUCUCCAAGGCAGACCUCAAGAGCAACGAGCCGCUGAGGAAGGCAAUCCAGAAGUACCAGGAC